UUGCUCUGGAACGACUACGAGGAGAAACUGAGUGACCAGAUUGUUCGAACCAUGGAGAACUACACCAGCCAGUUCCCAGAAAGUGAAGAUUUGCUCUGGAACGACUACGAGGAGAAACUGAGUGACCAGAUUGUUCGAACCAUGGAGAACUACACCAGCCAGUUCCCAGAAGUCAAGGAGCGAACGGCAAAGCGCGGCCGUAAACUGGUGGACUACGACUCGGCGCGGCACCACCUGGAGGCUCUGCAGAGCGCCAAGAAGAAGGACGAGGCCAAAAUAACCAAGGCAGAGGAGGAGUUCAACAAAGCCCAGAACGUGUUUGAGGAGAUAAACAACGAGCUGAGAGAGGAGCUGCCUGUUCUCUAUCAGAGUCGGAUCGGCUGCUAUGUGACCGUCUUCCAAAACAUUUCAAACCUGAGAGAUGUCUUCUACAAAGAAAUGAGUGUGCUGAACCGUGAGCUGUACAACGUGAUGAAGAAGGUAGAGACGCAGCAUUCAGGCAAAGCUUUCAUCGUCAAGGGUUUGAAUAGGUAA
Menidia menidia (Atlantic silverside) is the source of this 534-nucleotide messenger RNA. The record is from the annotation of a GenBank genome assembly. NCBI's taxonomy places the organism in Eukaryota, Metazoa, Chordata, Actinopteri, Atheriniformes, Atherinopsidae.